AUGUCGUCCCCAUCCGGCCAAUGGCCCUCAUCUGAGCACCCUUACUUGCUCAUCAGCGCUGGCGGCCAAGUCCAGGUCGUCAUCCCGGCUCACCUCCUUGUCGACCAAGGACCCCAAGCAGUCCUUGACGAGCUGAUGGCCAAGUACCCGCCGUCGCCGCCCCAGCAGCAGCAGCAGAACGACCUCUUCACCAACGAAGAGCUCGACGCCAUGGCCGAUUGGGCCAGCAGUCCGGCCGCUCCCUUCCCGCUCGACGACGAGCAGUUCACCUCCUCUCCUCCUCCGGCUCCUGCUGCUCCCGCUCCUGCGCCUGCUCUGGCCCCGGCCACUCCCACUCCCGCUCCCGCUCUGGCUCCUCCCGCUCCCCGCCAGCCCGCUCCUCGCCGCGGCCGCGGCAACAAGACGACGCCCCCCGGCUUCCCGGGCUACCGCUGGGUGGCGCAGACAGUGGCGCUGCAGGCGAGCCCGCGCCGGCCGCAAGUCCAGCUCGGCCACAUCUACGCCUACAUGCAGAAGGCGUGGCCGGAGCACUUCCGGUCCUCUGGCGCUGGCGCUGGUGGCUGGAAGUCUGGCGUCCGUCACGCCGUGCUCAAGCAUUUCAAGCGCGUGUCGGCCCCCCGUGGAGAAAAGGGGGUCUGGUACGAGCCGGACCCGGACAACGUGAUGACGGCGGAGGAGGCGAGGAGGAUUGUGAGGGCGGCUGGUGGUGGAGUGGGUGGUGGUGGUGAGAAUUAA
Messenger RNA from Lasiodiplodia theobromae, 735 nucleotides. RefSeq lists its product as uncharacterized. Gene Ontology annotation, molecular function: DNA-binding transcription factor activity; sequence-specific DNA binding. The transcript has a single exon. Gene Ontology annotation, biological process: regulation of DNA-templated transcription. Bases 1 to 735 code for a protein of 244 amino acids. NCBI's taxonomy places the organism in Eukaryota, Fungi, Ascomycota, Dothideomycetes, Botryosphaeriales, Botryosphaeriaceae. The record is from RefSeq and is a predicted model, not a curated record.